This is a messenger RNA of Malaclemys terrapin pileata, 3486 nucleotides long. It is a transcript of the gene KCNJ8, whose product is annotated as potassium inwardly rectifying channel subfamily J member 8. NCBI's taxonomy places the organism in Eukaryota, Metazoa, Chordata, Testudines, Emydidae. Gene Ontology annotation, cellular component: plasma membrane. Gene Ontology annotation, biological process: potassium ion import across plasma membrane; regulation of monoatomic ion transmembrane transport. The record is from RefSeq and is a predicted model, not a curated record. Gene Ontology annotation, molecular function: ATP-activated inward rectifier potassium channel activity. The transcript is spliced from 3 exons. The coding region runs from base 163 to 1428 and encodes 421 amino acids.
GCCCCGGCGUGUUGGGCGUUCGGCUGGGACGUGGCCAGGCAGCGCCGGGGGUCUGAGACAGCGUUCCGGGUCCUGCUCGGGAUUUUUGAUGUAGGAGGACACAAAAGGGAGACCAGUGGAAAAGCACUUGUGUCCUGCUAGGUGGACUAUGGUGGCAGGAAGAUGUUGGCCAGGAAGAGUAUCAUCCCUGAAGAAUAUGUGCUGGCACGGAUUGCUGCUGAGAACCUUCGCAAGCCACGCAUCCGGGACCAGUCCCGCAAAGCUCGUUUCAUCGCCAAGAGCGGGGCGUGCAAUUUGGCGCACAAGAACAUCCGCGAGCAGGGCCGCUUCUUGCAAGACAUCUUCACCACCCUGGUGGACCUGAAGUGGCGCCACACGCUGGUGAUCUUUACCAUGUCCUUCCUGUGCAGCUGGUUGCUCUUUGCCAUGAUGUGGUGGCUGGUGGCUUUUGCCCAUGGAGACAUGGAUGCUAGCACCGAGAACUGUACAGGCAGUACUAAGUGGACACCAUGUGUGACAUGUGUCAGGUCUUUCACUUCUGCUUUCCUCUUCUCCAUUGAAGUUCAAGUGACCAUUGGUUUUGGGGGCAGAAUGAUGACAGAGGAAUGUCCCAUGGCCAUCACUGUCCUGAUUCUGCAGAACAUCGUAGGUUUGAUUAUCAAUGCCGUCAUGCUGGGCUGCAUAUUUAUGAAAACUGCCCAGGCUCACAGAAGGGCAGAGACCUUGAUUUUCAGCCGGCAUGCGGUGAUUGCCGUUCGGAACGGCAGACUUUGCUUCAUGUUCAGAGUGGGAGACCUGAGGAAAAGCAUGAUCAUCAGUGCCUCGGUGAGAAUACAGGUAGUGAGGAAGACAACUACACCAGAGGGGGAGAUCAUCCCUAUACAUCAGCAAGACAUCCCGGUGGAUAACCCUAUUGAAAGCAAUAACAUUUUCCUGGUGGCUCCUUUGAUCAUUUGCCAUGUCAUAGACAAGCGGAGUCCUCUCUAUGAUAUAUCUGCUAGUGACCUAGUGAACCAAGAUUUAGAACUUAUAGUGGUACUUGAAGGAGUAGUAGAAACCACUGGCAUCACCACGCAAGCAAGAACAUCUUACAUAGCAGAGGAGAUCCUGUGGGGCCACCGCUUUGUGCCCAUCGUAACAGAAGAGGAAGGCGUGUACGCGGUUGAUUACUCCAAGUUUGGCAACACAAUCAAGGUAGCUGCUCCGCGGUGCAGUGCUAGGGAGCUGGAUGAAAAGCCUUCCAUUCUCAUCCAGACUCUUCAGAAAAGUGAGCUGUCUCAUCAAAACUCUCUGCGGAAACGCAACUCCAUGAGGAGGAACAAUUCCAUGAGGCGGAACAACUCUAUGAGGAGGAACAACUCUUCCCUCAUUGUGCCCAAAGUACAGUUUAUAACGCCCGAGGGGAAUCAGAGUAUGUGCGAAACAUGAUAUACAACCUCACAUGAGGCUGAGUCACUGAUAAAGGUUGAGAGGCCAAAAAUGUUUUUAAAGAAACAGAUGCAAAAUAGAACUGUACUGGAGCUAUUUAUUCUUUUACUUAAUGAAAGCAUCACAUAACAGCAGUAGGAAACACUAUAGCACUAGGCAUAUUAAUUAAUGAAUAAUGACACUCAGAGUAAAGGAAGCAUGGUUCACUCAUGUAAUGUAUUUUGUAUUAAUAUGUGUUUUAGUGGCAUGUGAGAUUUUUUUCCUUUCAAGGAAAUCUAUCUGAUGCUUUUCUACAGACUGCCAUAAAAUGUGUUUUACUUUUUACUUCUGGAUUACGCACUGUCCGCCAGUGGGCUGAUUUUCAAUAGCACUGUGCAUCCAGUAGCUUCCAAUUAUUUAUGUGGGAUGUAUGGAUUUAAGGUUAAUAGAUUCAUUGAUUCCAAAGGCCAGAAGGGACUUCUCUGAUCAUCUAGUCUGUCCUCCUAUAUAACAUAGACCAUAGAACUUCUCCAACAUAUUUCCUAGUGCAUAUCAGAUCUUGAUUUAAAAAUUGCCACUCCUGGAGGAUCUACCACAACCUUUGGUAAAUUUUCCCAAUGAUUAAUUACCCUGACUGUUAAAAAAUUAUGCCUUAUUUCCCGUCUGAAUUUGUCUAGCUUCAACCUCCAGCCCUUGGAUUUUGUUAUACCUUUGUCUGCUAGACUGAAGGGCCCAUUAUCAUAUAUUUGUUCCCCUUGCAGGUAAUUAUAAACUUUAAUCAAAUCACCCCUUAACCUUCUCCUUGAUAAUCUAAAUAGAUUGAGCUCCUUGAGUCUAUCACCAUGAGACAUGUUUUCUACUCCUUUAAUCAUUCUUGUGGCUCUUCUCUGAACCAAUUUAUCAACAUCCUUCUUAAAUUGUGGGCAGCAGAACUGGACACAGUAUUGCAUCACUAGUCACAGCAGUGCCAAAUACAGAGAUAAAAUAACCUCUCUACUCCUAAUCAAGAUUCCGUGUUUAUGCAUCCAAGGAUCACAUUAACCCUGUUAGUCACAGCAUCGUUUUUCUGGAAAUCAAGUAAAGUGUUCAUAAACAAUUUCCCAUUAUCUUUCAAUUUAUUCUGAUUAAAUUCUUCAUCCCAGCUGAUUUGCCUCAGAAUUGUUUUCAGCUGAAUGAAAUUGGCCCUUUUAAAGCACCGUGUGUGUGUGUGUAAAUAAGUAUAACCAGUUUGGACUUUAUUCUGUUUGCGCAUUAUAAAGUCUGUAUUUGGGGGGUAAUAUCCUGGCUCCACAGAAGUCAAUGGCAAAACACCCACUGAUUACAAUGGGGCCAGGUUUUCACUCCCAGUUUUUAAAAUCUUGGUUCCACUGGUUUAUGAAAAUGUCAUUAGUGACAGAAGGCCAGACUAAUUAAAUUAAAGAAUUGAAAACCACACUCUUUAGCACCACUGUUGGCAACAUCAGUACUGAUUGAUCACGGGACCACAGCUUAAAAGUGGUCGUGCCAUGACCCCAGCCCACCAGCUCUGUGGCCUAUGGAGCAAAUGCCAAAACCUGGGGAUGAGGGAUGAUGUUUGCCACUCCUACACCCCCUAAUUGGUGCCAGUGCUUCCACCCCUGCCUGCUAACCCUCUUGGAGUGUGGCUAGUGAGCUGGUGCAGAUAAUGAGUCUGUCCAUUUAUUAGGAGGAUGAUCAUUUAAAAUAGUCAGAUCUGGUGAUCUGUAUCUCACCACCUUGCAUCCCCAGCCACGGCUAUCAAAUUGUUCAGAGAUGUUUGUUUGCCCAUUUGUUUGAAACAGGCAAAGCACCAUUCCAUCAGCUGCUGUAUUAUACACAUUAUAUGUGUAUAAUCUCAACACCAGCCUGUAUAAAACCAAAUUUUCCAUAAAAUAAAAAAAUAGCAAUAAUGACUUAUUCUGCCUCCAUUGCGGGUUUUUUUCCCCACCCUUCUUUCCCUUGUCUCAUUCUGUUCUCAACUCUUCACUAACAACAAGGAGUCUGGUGGCACCUUAAAGACUAACAGAUUUAUUUGGGCAUAAGCUUUCGUGAGUAAAAACCUCACUUCUUCGGAUGCAUAGA